Morchella importuna is the source of this 1722-nucleotide messenger RNA. RefSeq lists its product as uncharacterized. The transcript is spliced from 14 exons. Bases 1 to 1722 code for a protein of 573 amino acids. Gene Ontology annotation, molecular function: ATP-dependent protein folding chaperone; ATP binding. The record is from RefSeq and is a predicted model, not a curated record. NCBI's taxonomy places the organism in Eukaryota, Fungi, Ascomycota, Pezizomycetes, Pezizales, Morchellaceae.
AUGUCUCAUAGAUUGAAAGUUGGGGUAGAUUUUGGAACUACGUUCUCAGGAGUCGCUUGGAACUUCACAGGAGCUCAAGAGGACGUUAUCAUCAUCCGAGAGUGGCCAGGGGCACUUCGCUCAUCAGAUAAAGUACCCAGUGAGAUUGUGUAUGACAGCUUAGGAGAGGUAUCCAAAUGGGGAUUCCAAAUCAAGACCGGAGAAGAGAGACUUGCAUGGAUCAAGCUUCUCCUUGAGCCGACUAAAUACAUUUCGAACAAUAGGACAAUCAAUUCUACCAGGAGCUUAAUUUUCGAUCAAAAUACAAAAGAGCCAGUGGAUGUAGUAGCGGAUUAUUUAACAUGUUUGAGAAAACAUGCUAUUCAUUGUAUCCAGAACACUUAUGGGAAAGCAUUCGUUGAUGCGACACCCAUCGAUUAUAUCUUGACUGUUCCAGCUAUUUGGUCUGAUAAUGCAAAGGAAUUGACUCUACAAGCAGCGGAGACUGCGGGAUUUGGAGAUAGGACUACACUCCAACUCGUGUCAGAACCUGAUGCCGCUGCUGCGUGGACUCUUCUGAGAGACCUGAAAAGUAAUUUUCUUCAGAUCAAUGACGCAUUCGUCAUUGUGGACUGUGGUGGUGGCACCGUUGACCUUAUUUCAUAUCAGGUCACAGAAACGAGUCCAAAUAUCACAGUCAAAGAGUGUGCCGCAGGUACUGGAGGUUUAUGUGGCUCAACCUUUCUCAAUGGAAACUUCGAGAAUAUGGUCCGGUCCCGCCUAGGAAGAAGAUUCGAGGCAUUAAGUCCUCGCAAACGGAAUGACAUAAUGAAGAAGUUUGAGGAAGAGCUGAAGCGGAAUUUCACGGACUCAGAUGACGACGAUGAGAUAUACUGCCCUGUUGGUGGAAUUCCGGAUGAUCCUAUCGCUGGAAUUGAUGGUGGUGAUCUUAUUAUUACUAGGGAAGAGAUGAAAGAAAUCUUUGACCCUGUUAUUGAUAAGAUUAUUCCCCUCGUCGAAAACCAGGUUAGGAAUGUUGAAGCAAAAUCAUCUCAAGGGUUAAGGCUCACGUCUAUACUCCUUGUCGGGGGCUUCGGGAGCUCUAAAUAUCUAUUAAAACGGAUUGAAAAGGAAGUGAGAAGGGCUGACAUGUCACCAAUAGAGAUCAUUCAGCCGGCCAACGCAUGGAGCGCCGUCGCUCGGGGCGCCGCAAUUGGUCUCCGCAUAUCGACUCGUACAUCGCGUCGACAUUACGGAAUUAUGUACUGUGCGAAUACGAUGGCAUGGUUUAUCAAUGAGGGCAACGAAGUCUCAGAAGAGAAACCCAUCUCCCUCCGAUUUUUUCAUACAGCGCGAACAGACAUGCCUAUGAUGUUUACCACUGAACUCUACGCUGCUGAGAUGGGACCGGCUCCUUCAUACUUGAAUUCACCAAUCAAUCCUGCGAGAAUCUUGUGCCACUUAGAAUCAGACUUGAGCAUGCUCCCAACGAGCGAGUUCACUAAAAGAAUGGGGUUGGAUUCGCAGGAAUACUACGAAAUCAACUUGGAGUUCGUCUUGACGAUGAAGUCAGCAAUGAUCUUGACUUUUGAGCAGAUGUUUAAAGGGAAGCGUUAUGGAUACAUGUGGCAAAAGGGCAGCCUGCCAUGGCAGAUGGCCAAAGCUAUGCCGCCUAACCCGCCCAUCACAUGCCCUUCUCAACUGAUCACUAAAUACACUUUGACCUUGAUCUCGCAUUUUUAG